AUGAGUCUUAGGUUUGAAGAUACUACACGUGAGAUAUCUCGUAAUCUCGAACUAAAUAACGAUGAAGGCUUUACUCAGUCAAACAUUGAACUCACGUGUAAUAUUGUUGAGUUUGCAAAUAAAAUUAUUGUGAGUGUACUUCAGAAUGGAGAAAUGGAUCUCAGCUUUGAUGUCCCUUUACCAAAAUUGAAAGAAGGUAAGAUACCAUUCAAUGACGAUGAAACAGACACCUAUGAUGUGGUGUUGGAUAAUCAGGUUUCAUCAACUCAAUUACUAGGUGGUGUGUAUAACAUGAAGAAUCAGGUUGCUGUUUCUCAGAUUGGAAAACUUUUGGCCCAAUAUCAAAAUAAAAAUGUUAUCUUAAAUAUGAGUGGCCGUUUGUUUUCAGGGACAGAAUUCAAUCCGAAUGACUUUACCAAGUUGAAAUUUAUAAUCAAACUUGUGAAAGACACAUACACAAACGAUGGAAAAAGUUCCGAAUAA
Molecule: messenger RNA, 483 nt
Organism: Brettanomyces bruxellensis
Lineage: Eukaryota; Fungi; Ascomycota; Pichiomycetes; Pichiales; Pichiaceae
Exons: 1
Coding region: 1-483 (160 amino acids)
Source: RefSeq, a predicted model, not a curated record